AUGUAUUCAGAGAUACCAAAUCUUACCUCAUUUUCAGAUUCCGAGAAGUCCCCACCACCUCCAAAGUCAUCAUCUCCUCCUCCUUAUGUGUACAAAUCGCCACUUCCACCAAAAUCCUCACUUCCUCCUUCUUAUGUCUACAAGUCGCCACCACCUCCAAAAUCAUCACCUCCUCCUCCUUAUGUCUAUAAGUCACCACCUCCACCAAAAUCCUCACAUCCUCCUCUUUAUGUCUACAAGUCGCCAUCACCUCCAAAGUCGUCACCUCCUCCUCCUUAUGUCUAUAAUUCGUCACCACCUCCAAAAUCAUCACCUCCUCCUCCUUAUGUCUACAAGUCACCACCUCCGCCAAAAUCCUCACCUCCUCCUCCCUAUGUCUACAAGUCGCCACCACCUCCAAAAUCAUCACCUCCUCCUCCUCCUUAUGUCUACAAGUCACCUCCUCCUCCCUAUGUCUACAAGUCACCACCUCCACCGAAAUCCUCACCUCCUCAUCCUCGCCCAACCCGCUAUCCUCCCCCACACCACUACAAGUCCCAUCUACCUCCACAUCGCUACUAA
Molecule: messenger RNA, 561 nt
Organism: Argentina anserina (silverweed cinquefoil)
Lineage: Eukaryota; Viridiplantae; Streptophyta; Magnoliopsida; Rosales; Rosaceae
Product: extensin-like
Exons: 2
Coding region: 1-561 (186 amino acids)
Biological process (GO): plant-type cell wall organization
Molecular function (GO): structural constituent of cell wall
Source: RefSeq, a predicted model, not a curated record